Molecule: messenger RNA, 979 nt
Organism: Ochotona curzoniae (black-lipped pika)
Lineage: Eukaryota; Metazoa; Chordata; Mammalia; Lagomorpha; Ochotonidae
Gene: GJB3
Product: gap junction protein beta 3
Exons: 1
Coding region: 1-813 (270 amino acids)
Biological process (GO): cell communication
Cellular component (GO): connexin complex
Source: RefSeq, a predicted model, not a curated record
AUGGAUUGGAAGACACUGCAAGCCCUGCUGAGCGGCGUCAACAAGUACUCGACGGCCUUCGGGCGCAUCUGGCUGUCGGUGGUGUUCGUCUUCCGCGUGCUGGUGUACGUGGUGGCGGCCGAACGCGUGUGGGGCGACGAGCAGAAGGACUUCGACUGUAACACCAAGCAGCCGGGCUGCACCAACGUCUGCUACGACGAGUUCUUCCCCAUCUCCAACAUCCGCCUCUGGGCGCUGCAGCUCAUCUUCGUCACGUGCCCCUCGCUGCUUGUGAUCCUGCACGUGGCCUACCGCGAGGAGCGCGAGCGGCGGCAUCGGCAGAAGCACGGCGACCAGUGCGCCAAGCUGUACAACGACACGGGCAAGAAGCACGGCGGCCUGUGGUGGACCUACCUGCUCAGCCUCGUCUUCAAGCUCAUCAUCGAGUUCCUCUUCCUGUACGUGCUGCACACGCUGUGGCACGGCUUCGGCAUGCCGCGCCUGGUGCAGUGCGCCAACGUGGCCCCCUGCCCCAACGUGGUGGACUGCUACAUCGCCCGGCCCACCGAGAAGAAGGUCUUCACCUACUUCAUGGUGGGCGCCUCGGCCGUGUGCAUCGUGCUCACCAUCUGUGAGAUCUGCUACCUCAUCUUCCACAGGAUCGUCAAGGGCCUGCGGAGGAGCCGGCCCCCCAAGGCCAACGGCGCCCCGCCUUCCACCAGGCGGGCCUCCACCUGCCGCUGCCACCACAAGCUGCUGGAAGCGGGGGAUCUGGAGCCCGAUGCCGGCGAUGCUAAGCUCCAGGCUUCGGCACCCAAGCUGAGUCCCAUCUGACCUUCUCACCCACUCCCACCCUCGGCCCUCCCCGGGGCUGGGGGAAGUGGAUCCCAGAGGGACGUGGCCAGGGGAGGGGUGGUAGUGGUGCUGCAGGGUGGUGCUCCUGUGGGUGCUGGCUUUCUUCAAAUGUGCCGUGCUCUUCAGCACACCUGCAACAGGCAUA